Oryza sativa Japonica Group (Japanese rice) is the source of this 5471-nucleotide messenger RNA. NCBI's taxonomy places the organism in Eukaryota, Viridiplantae, Streptophyta, Magnoliopsida, Poales, Poaceae. The record is from RefSeq and is a predicted model, not a curated record.
UGAGCCCAACCCCGUCCCCGUGCGACGCGACACGAGCCACGCGAGCCCCCUCCUCAUCGCACUUCCUCCUCACCGCGGGGACCCUCCUCGUCUCUCCUCCCCCCUCCAGAUCGAACCGAGACUCCGAGAGAGAUUAGGCAGCCGCCGCACGCCACCACCGCCGUCGCGCGAGGAGCUACCGGAAGCGCCGCCCCGGAGGAGGAGGAGGAGGAGAGAGCGGAGGAGGGAGAGAGGGGGAUCCGGCGAGAUGGGAGUCCCGGCGUUCUACCGGUGGCUGGCGGACCGGUACCCGCAGACGGUGUCGGACGCGGUGGAGGAGGAGCCCGUGGAGCUCGAGCCCGGCGCCUUCGUCCCCGUCGACCUCCGCCGCCCCAACCCCAACGGCCUCGAGUUCGACAACCUCUACCUCGACAUGAACGGCAUCAUCCACCCCUGCUUCCACCCCGAGGGCCGCCCGGCUCCGACCACCUACGACGAGGUGUUCAAGUCGAUUUUUGCCUACAUUGACCACCUCUUCGGCCUCGUCCGCCCGAGGAAGCUCAUCUACAUGGCCAUCGAUGGCGUCGCGCCAAGGGCGAAGAUGAAUCAGCAGAGGUCUAGACGUUUCCGGGCUGCUAAGGAUGCGGCUGACGCGGCAGCUGAGGAGGAAAGGUUGAGGAAGGAAUUUGAGGCUGAAGGCAGGACUUUGGUUGCGAAGGAGAAGUCGGAAGCGAUUGACUCAAAUGUCAUAACUCCUGGGACACCAUUCAUGUUUGUACUCUCUUCGGCGCUUCAAUACUACAUACAGCUGAGAUUGAACCACACACCUGGGUGGCAAUCUGUCAAGGUAAUGCUUUCUGAUUCGAACGUCCCUGGGGAGGGAGAACACAAGAUUAUGUCAUACAUCCGCCUGCAGCGCAAUCUCCCAGGAUUUGACCCAAAUACACGCCAUUGUUUAUAUGGCCUUGAUGCUGAUUUGAUCAUGCUUUCUCUGGCUACUCAUGAGGUCCACUUCUCCAUUUUAAGAGAGGUGAUUACCAUGCCAGGGCAACAUGAAAAAUGCUUUCUCUGUGGUCAAGUUGGUCACUUGGCUGCUGAAUGCAGAGGAUCUGGUCAGGCUGAUAAGACCGUGGAGCUCCCUCCUAUCCAUAAGAAGAAGUAUCAGUUUCUUAACAUCUGGGUUCUGCGUGAAUACCUGGAGAAGGAUUUGGAAAUUGUUGAUCCCCCCUUCAAGAUAAACUUUGAGCGUGUUGUGGAUGAUUUUGUUUUCAUGUGUUUCUUUGUUGGGAAUGACUUUCUGCCUCACAUGCCAACUUUGGAGAUCCGCGAGGGUGCCAUUAAUCUUCUCAUGAAUAUAUAUAGAAGGGAGUUCACAUCAAUGGGUGGUUACCUCACCGAUGGGGGUGAGGUUUUGUUGGAUCGAGUGGAGCAUUUCAUUCAAUCUGUUGCUGUCCAUGAAGAGCAAAUUUUCCAGAAGCGUGCACGCAUUCAGAAGGCUAUCCAGAACAAUGAGGAGAGGAAUAGAGUGCAGACAGAGAACUCUGAGGAUAAUCAAUAUGUGGACAAGGUAAAAUUAGGAGAACCAGGAUACAGGGUGAGAUACUACGCUGAGAAGUUUAAAGAAGAGGCAGAACUAAAACCCAUUGAUCAAGUUCAGAGAGAUGUUGUCCAGAAAUAUGUGGAAGGUCUUUGCUGGGUUAUGAGAUACUACUAUCAAGGUGUUUGCUCAUGGCAGUGGUUUUAUCCAUACCAUUAUGCACCUUUUGCAUCAGACCUGAAAUGCUUGGCUGAAUUGGAGAUUACAUUUUUCUUGGGUCAACCUUUCAAGCCAUUUGAUCAACUAAUGGGAACACUACCAGCUGCUAGUUCCAAUGCGUUGCCAAAGUACUAUGGGGAUUUGAUGAAUGAUCCUAAUUCACCGUUGAAGUCUUUCUAUCCCAAAGAUUUUGAGAUAGACAUGAACGGCAAACGUUUUGCAUGGCAGGGUAUUGCAAAAUUGCCUUUUAUCGAUGAAAGGCGUCUGCUUGCGGAGACGCAGAAGCUUGAAGAAACAUUGACAGAUGAAGAGAGAUUCAGGAAUAGGACAAUGUUUGACAUCCUUUACGUGCGGGAAACUCAUCCAUUGGCCGCUCAAAUUGCAUUUCUAUAUCAGAUGUGCUCUCAAUCACCAAAUGCUUCCUAUAUAAUUCCCAUUGACCCUGCUGCUAGUGGUGGAAUGAACGGAUUUCUUUGUUUAUCUGAAAGGAACUGUUACAGCAUCGUGGUAACAUCUCCAGUUAAGGGGUUCAAUGGCAUCGCCCAGAACAGAGUUCUGAAUGCAACCUACCUUAACCCUCAGUAUCACAAACACAUUCCUGAGCCUCCGGAAGGUGUCAUCAUACCUGCAAAGAUAUUGAAGCCUAGUGAUUUCAAACCCUUUCCUAUUUUGUGGCAUGAAGAUAAUAGUCGGCGUCAGCCAAGAGAAAGGCCUCAGGUUUCUGGAGCUCUGUCAGGCUCUGUCUUAGGAGAGGCUGCACAUCGCCUGGUGAAAAACUCACUGCAGAUAAAAUCCGGCUACUCUGCUGGGCUGCUUGACAUGCCAUACAGGGGUGCCCCCUAUGGUCCUGGAAACAGACCUAGGCCUGCUGGACCAUUGGGAUAUGAGAGAGGUUUUGUUGAAAAUUCAUACAAUGGACACAUGUCCAGAAGCGUUCCAAAUUCUCAUCCUCAGUUCUUCGGCGACGCUCAAGCCAACAGACAGAAUGUGAGGAUACUGGAACGACCAAACUAUCGAAACAACGACAGUGCCAUCCAUUCAGGGAUGUCGCAACUAACAAUCCAAGAUGGCCCAAGGAUGCAUCAAAACAACAGGAUGCAGAACUCCGGAUUUUCACCUAAUCAGCCACAUCCCAAUCAGUAUGCAGGAUUCCCACCCCAGCGUCCCAUGCAGAACUCCGGUUUUACGCCACAGCGACCUGCACAAUAUUCAGGAUUUCCACACCAGAGGCCUGUCCAAAUAGGACUUCAACAUCAGCCAGCAGUAAAUGGGAUUCAACCACCGUUACCCCCCAGUGCAUGGAUUGGCAGGCCAAUAAGUGGAGUCCCAGCAGGAGUACCUGCCAAGCAGGAUCCUAGGAUGGCCAUGGAUAGGCAGCCCAAACAAGAUAACUCGAGAUCACAGCAUGACAAGAGACAGCAGGCUACUAAGGUAGUAUACCGUGUCAAAGGUCAAGGUCCCAAUGGCCUGAGUGAGGCCUCUCUUUCCCGCGACCACCACCUCACUCUGGCGCCAGCGCCACGCGUCGACUCCUCAUUGGCUCCCACCUCCUUCCCCUCCUCCUCCUCCGCUUUAUUCCCACCUCUCCCAUCGCCUCUCUCGCUUUCCCCUUCUCUCCUCUCGCUUUCCUCUCCUCUCCCAUCCCAAACCCCCCCACCUCGAGCUCUAGGGUUUCGCGGAUCGAGGGGCGCCGCGGCUAGGGUUUGGGUGGGGGGUGCCUGCGCGAUGGCCGCUCCGGCGGCGGAGUCGGCGGUGGUGGGGGUGGGGGUGGAUUCGGCGACGAGCGCGGCGGUGAGGGAUGGCUUCGCGGAGCUGGAGCGGCAGCAGCAGCUGCUUGCGACCUGCACGCGCCUGUACCAGCAGCUCACGGAGCACUUCGGCUCGCUGGAGCGCCGUCUCGCCGCGCGCUCCGAGACGCUCCGCACCAAGCGCCGCUUCCUCGACGUGCGCACCUCCCGCAGGCUCGAGGCGCUCCGCCGCCGGGAGGCCUCCAUCGACGGCUCCGUCUCGCUCGCGCUCUCCCGGCUCGAUUCCCUCGCCAAGGGCGACGCGGGGACGACCGGCUCCGCCUCCGCCGACGCCGCUGGAAUCGCCGAGGGGCUCAGGUCGCUCUGCGCCAGCAUGGACUCGGCCGGGUUCUUCACCUUCGUGGUCGCGAGGCGCAAGGAGGUGGACGCGCUCCGCGCCGAGCUCCCCGACGCGCUCAAGCGCUGCGUCGAUCCGGCGAGGUUCGCCAUGGACGCGGUCUCCGAGGUGUUCCCCAUCGACAAGCGGGCGGUGAGGUCCCCCACCGACCUGGCGUGGGCGUGCGUGCUCAUCCUGGAGGCGGUGGUGCCGUCGCUGGCCGAUCCGGACCCGGAGAUCGGGGCGGCGCGCCCCAUGGUGCCGCAGGCGGCGCGCGAGAGGGCGCGCGGGAUGGCGAGGGAGUGGAAGGACGCGGCCGAGAAGAAGGGCGGGGUGGAGGGCGCCAAGCCACCGGAUGCGCACGCGUUCCUGCAGCACGUCGCGACAUUCGCAGUCGCAGAGAAGGAGGACAAGGAGCUCUACAGGAGGAUCGUCGUGAGCUUCUCGUGGCGGAGGCAGAUGCCGCGUCUCGCUAUCACACUCGGCCUCGAGGAUGAGAUGGAUGAUAUCAUUGAAGAGCUUAUCACUAAGGGGCAGCAACUUGAUGCUGUGAACUUUGCAUAUGAGGCUGGUCUUCAGGAAAAAUUCCCCCCAGCCCCUCUUUUAAAAGCCUACCUUGAAGAUUCAAAGAAGAUACCCUCAAAUUCAGAUAACCUGAGUACUAGCACUGGCCAAUCUGGGAGCAAUGCCAAUAAGAAGGAGCAGUCUGCACUGCGGGCUGUUAUAAAGUGUGUUGAGGACCACAAACUCGAAGCUGAGUUUCCAUUGGAGGAUCUCCGUGAGCGGCUGGAAGAACUGGAGAAGGCCAAGACCGAGAAGAAAAAGGCGGCAUCAAGCAGUUCCAGCGGUGGUAGCUCUGGUCCAGCCAACAAGCGCAUCCGGGCAAGCACCGGAGGACCGAUGCCCCCUGCCAAGGCAGGCCGUCUCACCGACUACACCGGUACACCGUCUUCGCCUGCCACCACCACGACCAAUGCCACAUUCAUUCGCUCCCCGUCCCAUGCCUCCUACGGUACAGCAUCUCCUUACUCUUAUGAUAGGCCAGCUGCACACCCCCUCUACUGUGGCCAGAACACACUGGCAAUGAGGGAGCCCUAUGCAUACCACCACCCAUCUGAGGUAUCCAGCGUCGGCCUCGGCAUGUCAUACCCAUCCCCUCCCAUAACCUACCCGGCCUAUGCUGGAUACAGCAAUGGAAUCGGCUACAGCAAUGCAAUGGCCCCAGCCUUUCACCACCAGGCUUACUACCGGUAGGAUCAGUCGAAGCCGAUGAAAUGACAAUGAGCUGAAUCGCUGAUGGUGGCAGGGCGGCUCGCCACCAUGGCCAUGUUUUGUAGUGACUGACUACAACGGUAGGUGGGUGGGGGCGUGUGUUCCUUAAUACUAGAAGAUGCUUGUGUUGGUUAGUUCUCCCCGUUAUUAGCUGCUCUCGCUACUUCGCACUGAAGAAACUGAAUGUAAAUUAUGGACGUGUUGUCCCUGGACCCUCGUCGUCAUCUUGUGUUGUAAUUCAGUCUAAACCACUCUAAAACCCACAAAAAAAAAUCCGGCAUGUAAUCUUCAAGCACUGAACUAUCUCGGCUUAAUUAAUGACUAUCUUAUGUUAGUUAUA